CUGCACUGGACCACCUAGGGUUAAUGAGAUGAACAUAUGAUCUUAUCAGGUGACCAGUCAGAACGCUAAAAGUAUCCUAUCAGAGUGGCCGCAAAAAUUUUUUCUCAGACAUUAAUUACUUAUAAAAAGAUUAUAGACGUUGUUUAUUUAGUGUUUAUUACGUGGAUUUUAUUACAAUUAAACUUAAUAUUUACAGUGAAAUAUUGUGUUGGAUUUUAACGUGUAUUUGUUUGGACUAUUAAUUAUAUUUCAACACUGGAUUUUUGUUCAUAGACAAAGUGCAACAUGGAGAACUCUACUAAUGGGCAAAGUGUUUCUGUUCCAGUAGGGAACUUCACUUUCGCAAGCCCGACAGUCGCUUUGACCAGUACAGUAGGUGCUGAGGCGAACUGUGAAAUUACUCCAAGAAUUCUACCCCUGGAACCAGAGUUUGCGGACAGUAGGUCCAAUAUAAUCUCUGCAACGGAAAUAGAAAAUCCGUUUCGUCAAAAUAAAGGGAAGAAACAGGAUGAUGUGGGCAUAAAAUCGUACGUUGAUGCGGAGCUUGCAUCAACACGUCUCCUCUUACAACAACAACAACAAACACUAUCAUCGCUAGUUGAAAGUGUUGAAAAAUUGUCAUCGAAGAAUACUACUACUAUGCCUGACGAACAUCCUGGAUCACUGGUUUCAAGGCCUGAAAAACGCAGGUAUCAUGCGUUAUCAGACUCGGAUUCUGAUGAUAACUCGCAGUACACGGGUUAUUCGUCCGACACACGGAGCAUCGGAAGGGCUGACUUUAAGGAGAAUGACGACAUGCAUUGUGGAAAAAUACAGAAACUCGAUGAACUUUUCGUACAGAAAACUAACUUUGGUCCACCUAUAAAUGAGAGUUUGGCAAAGUCAAUAAAUAGAGGAAUUUCAAACAAUUUCGACGUAAAGCAAUGCUUGGAAAUGGGUGAAAAAUAUCAAACACCAGAAAAUUGUCAGUAUCUCUGUGUCCCGAAGUUAAACGAGGAGCUGUUUUUUGAAGACAGUAUCGAUUCACGAUACAAAAAGAAUGAUGCCAUCCUUCAAAAGAAUCAACUCAUGCUAACAAAAGGAAUGAUCCCGAUAGUAAAAAUGAUGGACAUUAUGCUAAGUAAGAAGACAGGAAAUGAAGAGUUAUUUGAUCUUGCUACAGAAAGUAUGCAAUUGCUUGCAUUUGCACACCGAGAUUUAUCGAACGUAAGAAGAAAAAUGUUAAAACCAGCUGUUGCAAAGAAAUAUCAAAAGCUUUGCACUCCACACUUGCCUCUUACAAGUCAAUUGUUUGGGGAUGAUCUUGAAAAAGAGUUGAAAUCCAUUACGGAAAGCAAAAGGAUCGGGUAUCUUGCAACAAAUCACCCUGAAAAAAGCAAAAGACCACAACAUAGUUCGUAUCACAAAAAACCUAACACAUCAUCAUUCAGGCACAGGCAUUACCGUCAAGAUGAUACAUCUUUUUUAGACAAACGCCAGAUUUACCGGAGUCGAGGCAAACCUCACGGAAGAACACAGCACCAGCAACAACAGAAACACAAAUUUCAGAAGUAGAAAAAACUCAUGAUAGGGCCAGUAUUACAGAAACUUUCCAACGACCAAGCGGAAGCAGUAAUUAUAGCUCCAUUCUUUGCAACACAGCCAUGGUUCCCACUACUUUUAAGCAUGAUUUGUCAGCAGUCAUACCUCCUCCC
Molecule: messenger RNA, 1694 nt
Organism: Ruditapes philippinarum (Manila clam)
Lineage: Eukaryota; Metazoa; Mollusca; Bivalvia; Venerida; Veneridae
Exons: 2
Coding region: 286-1554 (422 amino acids)
Source: RefSeq, a predicted model, not a curated record